CGCUGGGGUGGCGGGAUGCUCUCCAUGACGUACAGCGAGAGCCUGCGCAGCGUGGCCAGCCGGCACCCUCCCGAGUGGGGGCUGCCACCGGCCCCCCGGCCGGCGGAUGGGCUGGAGCUGCGGCGGCUGCGGGAUGUGCGGGUGGCAGCACGGGCAAAGACGCUGGAGGAGUUCCUGCGGAUGCACGGGCUCUCCCUGGCCGACAGCACCGCCCGCACCACUGGCAUGAAGUACAGGAACCUCGGGAAGUCUGGGCUGCGCGUGUCCUGCCUGGGCCUGGGGACGUGGGUGACUUUUGGAGGGCAAAUCACAGAUGAGAUGGCGGAGCAGCUGAUGACUUUAGCCUACGACAACGGCAUUAAUCUCUUUGACACAGCAGAAGUCUACGCUGCCGGCAAGGCUGAGGUGGUGCUGGGGAACAUCAUCAAGAAGAAAGGGUGGAGACGGUCCAGCCUGGUCAUCACCACCAAAAUCUUCUGGGGAGGAAAGGCUGAGACGGAGAGGGGCUUGUCCCGAAAACACAUCAUAGAAGGUCUGAAGGCAUCGCUGGAGCGGCUGCAGCUGGAGUAUGUGGACGUGGUGUUUGCCAACCGGCCUGACCCCAACACGCCGAUGGAAGGGGUCCCAUUUAGUUCCUCCAAGUCCAGGACUUUCAUCGUAGAAGAGACGGUGCGAGCCAUGACCCACGUCAUCAACCAGGGGAUGGCCAUGUACUGGGGGACCUCGCGCUGGAGCUCCAUGGAGAUCAUGGAGGCAUACUCGGUGGCCCGGCAGUUCAACCUCAUCCCACCGAUCUGCGAGCAGGCCGAGUACCACAUGUUCCAGCGGGAGAAGGUAGAGGUGCAGCUCCCUGAGCUCUUCCACAAGAUAGGUGUUGGAGCCAUGACCUGGUCCCCACUGGCUUGCGGCAUUGUCUCAGGGAAGUACGACGGGGGGAUCCCCCCCUACUCGCGCGCCUCACUGAAGGGAUACCAGUGGCUGAAGGACAAGAUCCUGAGUGAGGAGGGCCGGCGGCAGCAGGCAAAGCUGAAGGAGCUGCAGGCCAUCGCCGAGCGCCUGGGCUGCACCCUGCCCCAGCUCGCCAUCGCCUGGUGCCUGCGCAACGAGGGCGUCAGCUCCGUCUUGCUGGGUGCCUCCAACGCCGACCAGCUGAUGGAGAACAUUGGAGCAAUACAGGUCCUUCCGAAGCUGUCGUCUUCCAUCAUCCACGAGAUCGAUAGCAUCCUGGGCAACAAACCCUACAGCAAGAAGGACUACAGAUCCUAAACGCGCACCCAAGUGCGCUGCCCGCCGCGCAGCCCUCGCCGCCCGUUCGCUUGCUUACGCUUUGUUGGAGCAAAGUGGAGAGUGUGGUUUGCACCACGAGCGCCGCGAGCCAGUGCUCCCACCCGCGCUGCCCUGGACCAUCGUACCACUUCCACCCGGCGUGGCUCUGGAGCACAGGGAUGGCCGCUGGCGGGGAGCGCAUGGGGGCAAGCCCCGAGCUGCCCGGCCACCCUGCCCGCAGCCCAAGUUGCCGCGGGUGCCACCGGCGCGGCACAGGACCCGUUGCAUGCGUCGCUCCCGCCCCCUGUGUUACUGGAGGUGGUGGGCGCGGGGGUGCGAGCGGGUGCUGUACACCCACGAGGUCAACAACACGAAGCUGUUCCCCA
This is a messenger RNA of Falco peregrinus (peregrine falcon), 1652 nucleotides long. It is a transcript of the gene KCNAB2, whose product is annotated as potassium voltage-gated channel subfamily A regulatory beta subunit 2. Gene Ontology annotation, cellular component: cytoplasm; extrinsic component of cytoplasmic side of plasma membrane; membrane. Bases 16 to 1266 code for a protein of 416 amino acids. Gene Ontology annotation, biological process: regulation of potassium ion transmembrane transport; transmembrane transport; potassium ion transport. The record is from RefSeq and is a predicted model, not a curated record. Lineage: Eukaryota; Metazoa; Chordata; Aves; Falconiformes; Falconidae. Gene Ontology annotation, molecular function: potassium channel regulator activity; transmembrane transporter binding; voltage-gated potassium channel activity. The transcript has 15 exons.